This is a messenger RNA of Talaromyces stipitatus ATCC 10500, 1950 nucleotides long. RefSeq names its product RNA binding protein Ligatin/Tma64, putative. The transcript has 3 exons. NCBI's taxonomy places the organism in Eukaryota, Fungi, Ascomycota, Eurotiomycetes, Eurotiales, Trichocomaceae. Bases 1 to 1950 code for a protein of 649 amino acids. Gene Ontology annotation, molecular function: translation initiation factor activity. The record is from RefSeq and is a predicted model, not a curated record. Gene Ontology annotation, biological process: translational initiation; formation of translation preinitiation complex.
AUGUUCAAGAAAAAGCCAACAAUCAAAACGUUAUCUCCCCUGCGCUCCUCAGAUCGACGAAAAAUAGCCGAUCAGAUUAUCAAGGGAUACCAAAUUUCCAUUCCUACCACAGCUCCUGUCGAAGAAAGCAAUAACAACAAUGAAGAAGGAGCCGCUACGAAAGAGACAGCUCCAAAUCUCACAACGAUAAGAAAUGCGCUUCUUCCGGAAAACUCGCUCUCUGCGCGAUUCACCACAACCGCAGGACCAGAUCUACGAGAGGUCCAAGGAACGGUAUACGCCGGAUCGCAUCCCGAAUUCGGCGGCGAAGAGAGAAUAUUAUGGUUUAAGAUAGAACAUGGACCGGGUGCAGAUGGACGAAUAUAUCCCACGGUCUACUCACUAUGGCACAAUCCACGCAUUUUGCCGUUACUACAUACCCCAUCUUUUGUUAUGGGAAAGCUUUUUGGAGGAGCGGAUUUGAUGACACCUGGUUUGGCUAAUAGGCCACCCUUUCCAAACAGAGCUAUAAAGGGGGCUGCUGUGGCUGUUGCUACAUUGGAUAGUCCCACCGUGCCAGUGUUUGUGGGAGUUUGCGAAAUAGAUGUUUCUGCUUUGGGAGAAGUUCACGGUACCAAGGGUCAUGCGGUUCGUGGUUUGCAUUGGGAAGGGGAUGAGUUGUGGUCUUGGAGUUCAUCUUCUAGGCCUGGCCAACCGUCUCCUGAGUAUUUGGAAGGUUGGGGCGAGGAUAUCAAAGAUGUUGAGGAUGCGGUUGAGGAAAUGACCUUGAAAGAAGAGCAAGCGGAGGCCCCUGCUCAUGUGGAAAACGCACAACCAGAUACUGAGCAAGAUCCUGUUGAGCCGGAGGCUGAGCCAACAGUGAAAAAAAUCGACGAUGCUUUCGUGAAAGCCUUCGUAUAUUCUCUCUAUCAACUCAAAAAAGACAACCCCAAUACGCCGAACCAUGGGUUAACACUCCCUGUCCAGCCGUCCGCGGUGAUAUCACGUCUCGUGACUCCAUACCUGCCAAUCUACUCCUCACAACAAGCUCAAUACUACCAGAUCAAAAAGACAAGCUGGAAAAACGUGAAGAAAUUCAUCAAAUACCUGGACAAGGAACGACUCGUGAAAUCCAAAGACCGCAACGGACAGGAAACAGUGGUCAUUGACGUAGACUUUAACGAUCACCGAAUCGAACAAUUUGUUCCCUACAGACUACCUACUAAGAACAUUGUCGAGAAUUCCGGAAAAGCAGUAUCCGGGAAACAGAAGGGGGCUGAAGAAACAGGCACUGAUCCAUCAGUGGGACAAGUACUCACCGUUCAGGUUCUGUACAGACCUACCUCAAAGCUUACACCAACUCUUUUCCCUGCACUUAAUGCAACCGAUACGAAAAACUACUAUAAAUACUCGGAUAUAUCAAACCACUUAGAUGAGUACCUUUCAUCUCAAGAUCCGCCACUUGUGUCCGAAUCCAAUCGACGAAUCAUCAAACUCGACCCCUUCCUAGCCAACACGGUAUACACAUCCUCCUCCUCAGAAGACAAAGCAUCCCUAUCCCGCGGGGAAGUAACUCGAGACAGCCUCCUGAAACGAAUAAUAUCCGACUCCUCCCUCCUAUCCCCCUACCACGCCAUCCUAAAACAAGGCCAAACAAUCUCAGACGUGAAACCAAAAUCAGGCCACGCGCCCAAAAUUUCUGUCGUAAUUGAGCGACGAGCAUCCAACAAGACAGCCACAAAGAUUUCGGGGAUUGAGUAUUUUGGUAUUAUUCCUACGUUGUUGGCGGAGGAUUUGCAGAAGAAAUGUGCUUCUAGUACGAGUGUUGCGCAGGCGACUGGUGCGGUGAAGGGGAUGAUGGAGAUUAUGGUUCAGGGGGACCAGAGGAAGGCUGUUGAGAUGGCGUUGGAGAAGAGGGGGGUGAAGGGGCAGUGGAUUGAUGUGGUUGAUAAGACGAAGAAGAAGAAGUAG